Messenger RNA from Penicillium oxalicum, 1680 nucleotides. RefSeq lists its product as uncharacterized. Gene Ontology annotation, biological process: carbohydrate transport; transmembrane transport. Lineage: Eukaryota; Fungi; Ascomycota; Eurotiomycetes; Eurotiales; Aspergillaceae. The record is from RefSeq and is a predicted model, not a curated record. Gene Ontology annotation, molecular function: carbohydrate:proton symporter activity. The transcript is spliced from 5 exons. Gene Ontology annotation, cellular component: membrane. The coding region runs from base 1 to 1680 and encodes 559 amino acids.
AUGAGUGACAAAAUCCCCUCGUGGAACCUUGUCCACAGGUUUGAGAAGCGACAGCUUCUCAUCGCGAUCAACUGCGUGGCCGCAUUGUCCAUUCUGUUCUUCGGAUAUGACCAAGGAAUGAUGGCCGGCGUGAAUAACGCCCAAGACUAUAUCGAUCUGAUGGGAUUUGGGUACACGAAAUUUGAAAAUGGCGAAGCGACCCCGGUGGUGACCGAUUCAUUGCUUCAAGGUGGAAUCGUGGCGGUGUACUAUCUUGGGACACUCUUUGGUGCUUUACUCGGUGGCUGGCUCGGCGAUCGCAUGGGUCGAAUUAAAUCGAUUGCCGCAGGAGCUGCAUGGGCUGUACUGGGUGCAAGUCUGCAAUGCUCAGCGCAGAACCACAACUGGAUGAUCUGCGCACGUGCCGUCAAUGGAAUUGGCACUGGUAUCCUGAAUGCUAUUGUCCCUGUAUGGGCCACGGAAACAGCGGAGCACACCUCACGAGGACAAUUCAUCGCCAUUGAAUUCACAUUGAACAUCUUUGGUGUGGUCCUAGCCUACUGGCUUGAAUUUGGUCUCUCAUAUAUCGACGGCGGUCGGUCUGCCUUCCGUUGGCGAUUCCCCAUUGCAUUCCAGAUCGUUUUUCUCUUGGUUUUGUUUGCUGCGGUUUGGUUCAUGCCCGAGUCUCCGCGUUGGCUUGUCAAGGUUGGUCGCGAAGAUGAGGCACGAUACAUCCUUCAACGACUCCGUGGUAGCAGCCCCGAAGACAGCAUGCGCGCCGAGGCCGAAUUUCGGGAUAUUCAGAACAUUGCCGAGAUGGAAAAGACUGUUGUUCACGGCAACUCUUACCUCUCCAUGCUCUUUGGCUGGAAGUCGGGCGAUUUGCACAUUGGCCGCCGGGUGCAACUGGUCAUCUGGUUGCAGAUCAUGCAAGAGUGGGUGGGUAUCGCUGGUGUGACUGUCUAUGCACCCACCAUCUUUAGCAUUGCAGGAUUUGAUUCAACGAAAAGUCAAUGGAUCAGUGGAUUGAACAACAUUUUCUACAUGUUUGCCACAUUAGUCUGCGUGUUCACCCUGGAUCGUAUUGGCCGACGCUGGACUCUCUACUGGGGCUCCGUUGUCCAGGGAAUUUCCAUGUUCUUGGCUGGAGGAUUCUCCCGCCUUGCCAUUAAUGCCCGUGAGGCGGGCAACGCGAGUUCCGCCUCUUCCUACGGUGCCGCGGCCGCUUCGAUGAUUUUCAUCUUCACUUCAACGUUUGGUGCCACGUGGUUGACCGUCCCAUGGCUCUACCCAGCCGAAAUCUUCCCGCUUGCCGUGCGUGCCCGAGGCAAUGCAUGGGGCGUCGUUGGCUGGAGUAUCGGCAAUGGAUGGCUGACUCUGCUGUGUCCCGUCAUGUUUGACUCGAUUGGCGAAAAAACUCUUUACAUCUUCGGAGCCAGCAACGUGAUUACCAUUCCGAUGGUCUGGGCCCUCUAUCCCGAGAGCAACCAACGAACCCUCGAAGACAUGGAUCUUUUGUUUGCCGCCAAAACGCCCUGGACAUGGGAUGCCGAAAAGACUUUUGCUCGCCUCAAAGCCGAGAACCCCGGCCUGGUUGACAUUGCGAACCACAAAAACAGCGUUUUGGAUUCUGAGAGCGGACACGGGGCAAUCGCAAAGAAUCAGGACACGGUCGCGGCUGAGCAUGUAGAUCACUCGUAA